GCCCGGCAAAGUAAUUUCUUGAGGACAAGUUUAGCCUUCAAUAGGCUUCAUAUUUUCGAUUGGAAGUGUUGCUUUCCCCCAAAACAUUUCACCUCCUUCUCUCGUGGACUUCGAGUUUCUGAUUCUUGAGAGCUUUGCAUCGUGGAUUCCGAUGGAUCGAACUCAGAUAGUUCUUUUAGGUCUGCCGAUCUUUCUGCUUUUUACUGAUAUUGUGAAUCUUUUCACGCCUCCGCCUCCUAAACCUGUCAAUCAUCCUCCACCUCGAGUUCACUACCAGCCUAAAUCUCAACCAGUCAUCCAGGAACCGCUUGAAUUUCCUACGGAGAAACGGAGUGGAAUCGGAGGAAUUGGCCAGGGCAGCGUUAUUAAUAUCAAUUUCUGUGUUUCUUGUUCUUUCAGAGGUACUGCGAUAAACAUGAAAAAUAUGCUGGAGUCGUCGUUUCCUGGAGUUGAAGUUAUUUUGGCAAAUUACCCCCCGCCACUCCCAAAGCGUCUUCUUAGUAAAGUAGUACCCGUCGUUCAGUUUGGGGUUAUUGGAAUAAUAACGGCAGGGGAACACAUUUUUCCUAGGUUGGGGAUGGCACCGCCACCUUGGUACUAUUCAUUGCGUGCAAAUAGGUUUGGAAGCAUUGCAAGCACUUGGCUAUUUGGAAAUUUUAUCCAGUCAUUCUUACAAAGUUCUGGAGCCUUCGAAGUAUAUUGCAACGGUGAAAUGGUAUUUUCUAAGUUGAAGGAGCAGAGAUUUCCUGGUGAGAUUGAGUUGAGAGAUCUUAUUGGAAGGAAACUUUCUGGGUUGAGAUUUGUUGACAACGCCGGAGGAGUUUGGUCAUAGGUAUGUGACUUCUUGUGAUCAUUACCAUUUAAUCCAACUUUAUAAUAGCUUAGGGAGGAGCUUGUCUUUGAUAGAGAUUCAGUUUCAAUGUCUAUUCGUUAUAUACUAAACAUUACUCCCUGUUCCCCAUUACCUUUGUUACGGAAUCAAAACUUUUAAAACUUCAAAUUCAUCCCACUCUAAAAGAAAGUCCAAAUUCAUCUGUUGAUUUCA
Molecule: messenger RNA, 1045 nt
Organism: Cucurbita pepo subsp. pepo (vegetable marrow)
Lineage: Eukaryota; Viridiplantae; Streptophyta; Magnoliopsida; Cucurbitales; Cucurbitaceae
Product: selT-like protein
Biological process (GO): cell redox homeostasis
Cellular component (GO): endoplasmic reticulum membrane
Molecular function (GO): thioredoxin-disulfide reductase (NADPH) activity
Source: RefSeq, a predicted model, not a curated record